AUGUUAAAGAUUGACCAGAAUACUCCCAUUCAUUUUAGAGGAAAAUUUGCACGUUUGUGCGUGGAAAUUGACCUGAGGCACAAACUGGUUCUAGUAAUCAAAGUACUGGGUCGCGAUUUCAAAGUGAAAUACGAAGGACUACAUUUAAUUUGCUUCGGUUGUGGCCGUUAUGGUCAUAGAGUUGAGCUAUGUUCGGAAGGAGGGGCAAGGAAGGAGAAUGUUCAACCACUAAGCACUGAUGGUGGUGGUCACUCGGAAAAUGUUCCAAAGAACUUGGUUGUGAAAUCCACUAAUUUGGUGUCAGAACUUUCGAAUUCAGUUAAUCAAGUUACAAAUAAUGUGGGAAGGAAUAUAGGGGUGUCAGAUCUGAAUGAAGAUAUGGAAAAUGGGAACACCUUGAAUUCUUUUGGGCCUUGGAUGAUAGUUAAGAGGCCCCAAAGAAAAAAUAUGAAGAAAAAAGUCUCUGGGCUUGAUCUAAAUAAGGGAGUUAAUGUUGCACUGGGCUCAAGGUACCAAGUUCUAGACCAAAUAGAGAACCAGGAGUCGACACAAAUGGACUUGGUGGGUAGGCAGAAUGAAGCUCAUCUGGAGUCCAGGGUCAAAAAACCUCAGCACAAUAAAGCUGCUAUGUUUGCAAAACCUGCCACAGUAGGAAAAGAAAAUAAGAAACGAUCUCAAAAGCCUCAUACUAAUCAGAGUAAGGGGAUAGUAGUUAAUACGAGUGUGUCUACUUGGAAGGGGAAGGAGAUAGAAGGUUCUAGCUCUGCAGAGAUCGACAAUCGGAGAAAGGAGAAUUAUUAG
Messenger RNA from Arachis stenosperma, 801 nucleotides. RefSeq lists its product as uncharacterized. NCBI's taxonomy places the organism in Eukaryota, Viridiplantae, Streptophyta, Magnoliopsida, Fabales, Fabaceae. The transcript has a single exon. The coding region runs from base 1 to 801 and encodes 266 amino acids. The record is from RefSeq and is a predicted model, not a curated record.